Molecule: messenger RNA, 1327 nt
Organism: Phalaenopsis equestris
Lineage: Eukaryota; Viridiplantae; Streptophyta; Magnoliopsida; Asparagales; Orchidaceae
Product: L10-interacting MYB domain-containing protein-like
Exons: 2
Coding region: 283-1113 (276 amino acids)
Source: RefSeq, a predicted model, not a curated record
UCUUUCAUCACAAUUGAAUUAAGUUAUGACUUGCCAUUUAUUGAUGUGUCCUAUCAUAAGUUUCUCAAUUUCCUGCAAGAAAUAGAUUUUGUUAAAUGAAACCUUUAUGAGAAAUAAAUAUUAUUUAGGAAGAUUUACAAACGUAUCACUCAAUUUUUAUAUUGUGUAUUUCACAUUUUAAACGUUACAAUAGCGGUAUGAAACAUUGUUCUUUUUGUUUUAUUAUUUUUAUUGUCAUGAAAAGAAAUAUUUUAUGCCCAUCCGUAUAUCUGACAGAACUCAAUGAGUAAAGCUAGAGAGGCUGGAACAUCGGCCAUGUGGGAUAGAGAAGUUACUAUAAUCUUUUGUGAUUUAUGUGUAAGGGAGGUUGAGGUGGGAAAUAGACCCACUACAUUUUUUAACAAAGAAGGGUGGCGAAAUAUUGAAGUUAAAUUCAAAGAAAUGACUGGAAGAGAUUACGAUCGCAUGAAAAUGAAGAACAAAUGGGAUCAGUUAAAGAAGGAUUGGAAACUAUGGAAAGAACUAAAACAGGGAUCAACAGGAAUGGGCUGGGAUCCUGUUAAGCGCACAAUAGAUGCACCAGAGGAAUGGUGGGCUGAAAAACUACAGGCAGUGCCGUCAGCCAAAAAAUUUAAAUUUGUUGGCAUUGAUCCAGUAAUGGAGGAAAAACUAGAUAGAAUGUUCACUGGGGUUGUCGCUACAGGCUCUCAUGCGUUUACCCCAAAUGAUAUAGGGUUGAGCAGCUCAGUUCAAGAGAUGGAUACCGUACAGAUAGGUGAUUCAGGAGACCGCCCUAGCCAUGUGCACACAGAUGUUCAAUCCACAAGUGUGUCCAAGCGGCCCAGGGUAGAGAAGAAGAACAAAGGGGUUGCUUUUAUUAAAGGGACUAUCGAUGCACUAGUUGAAACAUGUAAAGCUCGGUCUUCUUCUUCGCAGGACAGCUCAAUUGAUGAGUGUCUUCAGGUCUUGAAUACAUACUCUGAUGUUAAGGCAGACGAUGAUGACUACAUUCAAUACGUGAAGGUGUUGCGAGACCCAACCAUCAGACAGUUUUUUAUGAAGUUGGAACCGAAAUAUCGUGUGAAAUACUUGCAAUCUUUCAUGGACGUCUGAAUGUUUGAGUUAUUAAUGUACUUUAUUUUCUAAUCUUCUAUGUUAUGUUUAUGUUAAGCACAAUUUUUUAAUCUCCGUUGUUUAUGUUUUGGACAAUUGACCUUUAUAUGUGAUUGUUCUUUAUGUGUGUCCAAUUUUAUUAUGUAUUGUUUUUUUUUUGCCCAAAGUUCAUGUGUUAUAUUUAUCUUUCAUAGCAUACUUCUGUUUUCAUUAC